CUCAGCAAGCAACACACAUCGAAGUACAACACACACAUUAGCAGCUACUCAUAUAGCGCUUAGCUUAAUUAGCAUGGCGCAGAAAGCCUUUGCCCUCGUGCUGCUGGCGGCGGCGACGCUGGCCAUGGCGGCCAGCACGGCGGCGGCGCAGAGCUCGCCGCAGGACUUCCUCGACGCCCACAACGCCGCCCGGCGCGGCGAGGGCGCCGGCCUCCCCGACGUGGCGUGGAGCACGACGCUGCAGGCGUUCGCGGAGAGCUACGUGGCGCAGCUCGCCGCCGCCACCACCUGCAGCCUCGCGCACUCCAACAGCGAGGACCUGGGCUACGGCGAGAACCUGUACGGCCCGGCCGCCGCCGGCAGCAGCGCGGCGACGGCGGCGGCCGCGGUCAGCAAAUGGAUGGAGGAGAAGGCGGACUACGUGUACAGCAGCAACACGUGCACGAGGGGGGCGCUGCUGGAGUGCGGCCACUACACGCAGGUGGUGUGGCGGAGCACGACGUCGAUCGGCUGCGCGAGCGCCGCCUGCAGCAACGGCGGCGGCGUCAUCAUCAGCUGCAACUAUUCCCCGCCCGGCAACUGGCCCGAUCAGCGCCCUUACUAGCAGACUAUAUAUAUAUUUUCUAGUAACUAUAUAUAAUUAAGUGAGUACUUAAUUUAGUCAGAUAUAUAUCUAUGUAGCCGGAUUGUGUGUGUGCGCGCGCCUAUAUAUGUCUACAUAUAUGCAUGUACGCAUCAUCAGAUAUGUAUAUGGAAUAAACGACGUCGCUGUAAAAUAUAUAUUGUAAAUUAUUCGUACUUACUAUGAUAAAUAAAGGAUUUUGUUACUA
Oryza sativa Japonica Group (Japanese rice) is the source of this 830-nucleotide messenger RNA. Its product is annotated as pathogenesis-related protein PRB1-2. The record is from RefSeq and is a predicted model, not a curated record. Gene Ontology annotation, cellular component: extracellular region. Lineage: Eukaryota; Viridiplantae; Streptophyta; Magnoliopsida; Poales; Poaceae.